Molecule: messenger RNA, 3878 nt
Organism: Daucus carota subsp. sativus
Lineage: Eukaryota; Viridiplantae; Streptophyta; Magnoliopsida; Apiales; Apiaceae
Exons: 2
Coding region: 3165-3725 (186 amino acids)
Source: RefSeq, a predicted model, not a curated record
UAGUGAUAACGCCAGAUCCCGUUCCGGCCCUUUCUCCGCCUUGCUCCGUCGUCUUGCGGUGUAGCUGCUGGAUGGGUGCCUGCAAAACAACGCCGGAGGGGGGUUUGGACCCCGAGGCGCCUCCGGCGUGAGAGUAAGAGCGGGCUCGAAAGUAGUCGGACGGAAAAUGAGCUAUCUAUCAAUGUAGAGGGUGUGUGUAUGGUGGUUGCGGUGUGUGGUUGCUUGUGUGUUUAUGUUUGCUGAAUGUAUAUGUGGGAAAUAUGAGUGUGGAGGCAUAAGGUAGAGAAGAGAGAAGAAGAGAGUCCUAAACCUCUUAUCCUUGGUCUAUUUAUAGGCCAAGGAUUAGGGUUUAAGGGUAGGAAACCUGAAUCUUGGCCAUACACCUGUAUGUCUCGAAUCCCUACACGUGUCCCCGUGUCAGCUUGUCGUUUCUUGACAGUAGUUGUUCAUGUUAUGUCCCUAUCACCUGGGCCUUCCAUUCAUCGUGUGCUGGUCCGGGAGAGGGAUGGACUGGUUGUGUCUGAGUCCGAGAUCAUCUCCUGGGUCCGGAUCAUCUCCGAAGUCUAGGAUCGUGUCUUGGGUCCGGGUCAUCUCCGGGGUCCGGGAUCAUCUCCUGGGUCCGGGAUCAUCUCCUGGGUCCGGGAUCAUCUCCGGGUCAUGUAGUGCUUGGAUCCGGGUUAUACCUUAUCAUUUGCCCCCCACUCCCUUAUACAGAUUUUCUGUGUGAGGGAGUAGAGUGUUGUGUUCGGUCCGGGCUGAUUGCGGAGAGGGUGCAGUUUUUGUUUUCCCCCCCUUGUCCGGGGUGUGAUUUUUGUUCUUGAUCCCGAGGCUUGAUGGAUCCAGACUAGAGGUGGGUUUUUGUUGUCGGCGUAGUUCGGGUUGAUUUGAUAAUCCUCUGCGAUGUUCGAAUAUGUUCGGGUACGAAGAAUUCGUCCUAACCAGGCGAAAUGCGAAUGAGUCUGUACUCGUUGUUCGGGAAUGAAGCCAAGUAGCAGAUCAGAAUUUUGUAGGGCCUUGAUCUGGAUUAGCUUGGACUUUCCCUUUGUGGGCUCGUGAGGCGUAUUUUUGGCGUUAUUUCCUUUAACACUUCUGCUGUUUGCUUUUUUGAAGAGCCGAGGUCUCGGCUUGGGUCCAGGACCACAAACGGGGUCCGGAUCAAUCAGGAGGCGAUGUCUUUUUUCUUUUUGAAUCCCAGGUCCGGGACUAGUGUGAUGGGUCCAGGACCGAAAACGAGGUCCAGGUUGAAUAUUGCUCUUGGCUGACCUAGGCUUGGGUCCAGGACCACAAACGGGGUCCGGAUCAAUCAGGAGGCGAUGUCUUUUUUCUUUUUGAAUCCCAGGUCCGGGACUAGUGUGAUGGGUCCAGGACCGAAAACGAGGUCCAGGUCGAAUAUUGCUCUUGGCUGACCUCGGCUUGGGUCCAGGACCACAAACGGGGUCCGGAUCAAUCAGGAGGCGAUGUCUUUUUUCUUUUUGAAUCCCAGGAUCGGGACUAGUGUGAUGGGUCCAGGACCGAAAACGAGGUCCAGGUUGAAUAUUGCUCUUGGCUUAUGCUAUUUGCUUUCCACUUGACUUUUCUUCUUUUUGAAAACUUUGCGGACAAAAAUAUGAGAUAUACUCGUUCAAGAAUGAGGUCUGGAUACUUGUUGUGAGUCCGGGUUGAUGUUUGAAAGCUAUGCUCCAUAUGUUUAUGUUCUGUUCGCCGUGUUUGUGAGUCUGAGUAGCUGGUUUUAAGUCUUGUGCUGCUGAGUUUUGUUAAUACAUAAUUCCAGUCGUGACUUGCUUUCUUGAGUCUGGGUUUUGAAUGUGCCGAGUCUUGUACUCUCACCGAGUUUGGCAGAUUAUUUUCGAGUUGUUUUGGGCUGAUCUUGCUCAGUUGUAGCGAGUUUAAAUUCACCGAGGAGACCCAGUUUUGCUCAGUUGGUUUCUUUUGGUUGCUGCGUUUUCGUUUUUCUGGGUUCGGCAAUCUGUGAUUUUGGGGUGUUGUGUGAACAGUAGUCAUGUUUUUGGUUUUGUGUUUGUAUGGGUUUGUGAAUGGUCGUCCGCAUGAGUCUGGAUCCUGGCAGUAGGUCCGGACUGGGUGUUGGUUUAUUCUUUUAGUUUUCUCUGUGUGUAUGUAUAGAUAAAAGCUAGUGUGUUUGCUUAUAGGUCCGGGUUGUGUGUCGGGAGUCCGGGUUGCACACAUGCAUAGGCUGUUGUUUUUCCUUUUGUUUUUUGUCAGUCUCGACUGGUGGGCUCGGACUAGCGUUUUUGAACUUCUGAGUCAGAACUGAGUUGCGUAUGGAUUGGCUUUCUAGUUUAUAGUGGUUUAAUCUUGCUGUCGAAUAUGUAUGUUGGCGGUUGGCUUUUGGGAUUCUUGUGUGAUAAAUGGGAGCUUUUUGUUUUUUGGUUGUCAGUGUGUAUGAGUUUGGUUGGGGUCGGGCUGGCGAGUUCGGACUUGGUUUUUUGGUUUUGUUUGCUCCUGUCGAAUAUUUGCUUGUUUUUGUUUUGUUUUGUUCCGCAUGAGUCUGGAUUGGAGUGGUAGGUUCGGAAUGGGUUGUUGUAUGUAGGUGUAUGGUCCGGACAAAGGAGUCAGCUAAGAGGGGGGGAUCCGAGUCCUCCAACCGUGCCCCGGGCUGCUGUUUUGUCAAAGAGAUUUUCUGUGAAGGAGGUUUCGAAUAGACAGGUGUUGUUCACUCCGGAUGGUUGUUGGACAGAUAGUAAUUAUCACUUUGUGAAGAAGGCUCCGGAUGUUCCCGACACCCGAUACUUUCGGGAUUUGAGUAGGUUGUAUCGUGAUAGGCAUCCGGAUGGGGAUCCUGGUCCUUAUGAUAAGGAGGACGUUGAUUCUAGGUUUGCAGAGUUCGCUAUGGUCCGGGCCCCCUAUCCUCUGAAGGAGAGUCUCACUUCCUUGCCUAAGGAGGAGAUGGACAUCGUGGUGAGGUCUGCUUUCCAGCUAGGUCCAGAGAUAGAGUGGGGAUGGCCUAAGCCGGGGGAAAGAAUUUAUCAUAAACCGGCUGAUGGGUUCGUUCCCGUUUGGUUAGAACAUCUUAGGUCCGGGUGGAACCCCCGGUGGCACCUCCUCUUCAAACACUUGUGUAAAUAUGUGUAUAAGUGUUCACCAAUGCAGAUAACCCCGAAUGGCAUCAAGUGGAUGAUAAGAGGGGGGGAUCCGGAACGGUGGGAAUGUACAGGAAAGCUGCUGCGGUUUGGGGUCAGAUGGGCAUUGCAAUUGCUGGGAUGGUUGCCCUGAGCUCAAACCAACUGAGGGAGGAGAAGGCGGCUUCGGAUGAUAAGGAUAUCCGGAUCACAACUUUGGACACGGAUCUGAAAUUGGCCAAGUCCUCAGUUGACGAUUUGGGCGAGAAGUUGAAGGCAGCUGAGACUCGGAUGUCCGAGUUUGAGACCGAGAUCGAGAGUCUGAAGCCACAGCUUGCUGAGAGGAAAGAGCCUGCAGUGGUGAUUUCCGAGUUCCAGGAGUCUGAUGAGUAUGACCGUGCUUUGGCCGAUGCUGGGGCAACCGAGAUCAUACAUUGUUGGACUGUGGCCGAGAGACAUAUCAAGUCUGACCCAGAGGCAUGCUUCGAUAGCUUUUGUGGCUUAUAUGUCAAGGCUAAGGAGGACCUCGAAAAGGGUCUUGGGGAGCCGGAACCAUUUGAUGGGCCUACUCCUAGCUUUCUUCCCAAGGAGUUGGACCAAGAUAUCGGUCUGGAUCAUCUUGUCGUUCAGGAUUCGACCGCCGGAUAGUUCUAUCUUUUGCUUUGUCUUGGUUUAGCGCAUUCUCUCUUUUGUAAACCUGAACUUGUUUUCUUUGUAGUCUUGAACUUGUUUCUGCUUGGGUCGGUUGUGUUCCGGACUGGAUCUGUUACUUGGGCGUAAUCUUGAUGACCUUUUGCUUCA